UUUUUUUUAAAUGAACGAAACAACUUCCGGCUUCUAAACCGCUCGGGCAGCGGAAAUCAUUAAACUCAACGGAAGGAACUAAUCCGUGAAGUAUUCAACUCAAUUCUAUUUCUUUUAACGACUUUCAACGUGAUUUACAUAAAAGUUGUUUGGGGGGAAACGGCGUGAAAUUCAUUUGGAAUAUCCUGAUUAUGGUGUAAACGGGACAGUUCGGUGACUCUGACAGCGGCAGGUGUGUGAGCGUGUGUAUGUUGGUGUGCUGGUAUGCUGACGUUAGCCAGUAAGCUGAAGAGGGAGGAAGGCAUGAGGGCCGGUCGAACCUCUGCAGGCUCUAAUGAUGCCUCUCAUAGAGUGUCCAUCAGAGAUCGACUGCUCAUCAAAGAGGUUGCAGAACUUGAGACCAACCUUCCAAAUACCUGUAAAGUUACAUUUCCUGAUGAAAACAAACUCCAUCACUUCCAGUUGGCCAUUUCUCCAGAUGAAGGCUAUUACCUUGGUGGAAAGUUUCAGUUUGAGAUUGAAGUUCUUGAAGCCUAUAAUAUGGUGCCUCCGAAAGUCAAGUGCAUGACUAGAAUAUGGCACCCAAACAUUGCAGAAACCGGAGAGAUCUGCCUGAGUUUAUUGCGAGAGCAUUCAAUUGAUGGUACUGGAUGGGCACCCACCCGUACACUAAAGGAUGUAGUGUGGGGACUGAAUUCACUCUUUACUGAUCUUCUUAACUUUGAUGACCCACUGAAUAUAGAUGCAGCAGAGCAUCAUUUACGGGACAAGGAGGAUUUCAGGAACAAAGUUCAGGACUUCAUCAAAAACUAUGCAAGAUGAUGUCUCUGUUUGCCACGUGAGCCACUCUCACAUGCAUGUGACUUUGCAGAUGUACGUCGAUUCAGACUGGCAACAGAGACAAAAUCGCAAGCUAUUAAAACAUACUUGGGGAAAGAAGAAAGUUAAAAUGUGUAAUGAAUGAGUUCCCUGAGCAAGAUUUGGGAGGGGGGAUAUGGGCCUUACUGUCCAUUUCUAUGGGAUUUUUAUUUCGAAGCGGACACUCUCGCUGGUUCUUCUCAAUCAAGAUUGCUUUUACUCCUCCCACACAAAAAAGAAAGUACAAAGAUGGUGAUCAUGAAAAUGAGGACGUGUAACCUCUCUGAUGUCACCUCCUAUGCUAGUGCCUCUGUGUUUUUGCCACAUAUAACUGAACAUGCGUUGUAAGCCAACUUCUGCAGCCUGCUUCUUGAAUUUGUUCAUAAGUGAUGUCAUAGAAAUCCCAAAGUUCCAUUGGUUCGUUGGCUCUGGGGGGAGGAGUCCACCGUUGAGGAAAUGCGCGAAAGCAUAAAGCACUGAUGUCCCGCUGAAUACGCCGGUGGAUUCGUGUAAAAUCACUGCGGUUUUCAGACUACUCCGUAUCACCCAUGCAAAUGACGAGUUAUUAAACCGUUUCAGUUCAAAUCUGUGAGAUGUGUCCAAUGUCCAGCUCACAUUUUACACUUGAAAUCAAAGGAGAAAUCUAUUUAAGAUGUGCUGAUAAAGCUUUUUUUUUUUUUUUUUUUUUUUUGAUGAUGAUGAUGAAUUAUGUAUGGUUUCCUCGAAAUUGCUCGAAAUGAGGAAAUUGUGCAUAAUGAUCAUUAAAUGGAAAAUAUAACUUGUUAUUGCUUGUGAUUUUGGAGUGAAAUAUGACCCGGAAUGUGCAGGUGAGAUUCAGCCUUUGCUCUCGUAUGCAUUUUUUUGUCAGUGUAUACACGUUCAGCUUUACCGAUGUGUGCAUGUACACAAGAAUACCUGUAUGCUAGUACUGUGUUUGUGUGAGAGUGUGUGUUUGAGCGAGAGAGAGACUGGGAUUUUAACACAUGUCUGAUUUGGUAGCAUGCACUGGGCUACUGAACUGCUCAGCCAUAAAGCCUGUUCAAUUAGUGAGGAUUUACUUUAUUUAAUUUGAUUUUUUUUCUCUUCAGGGGGUGUAUAUCCAUUUGUAAAGUAUAUUAAAGAGAAAUUCUACCACUAA
Messenger RNA from Pimephales promelas (fathead minnow), 1996 nucleotides. It is a transcript of the gene ube2f, whose product is annotated as ubiquitin-conjugating enzyme E2F (putative). Lineage: Eukaryota; Metazoa; Chordata; Actinopteri; Cypriniformes; Leuciscidae. The record is from RefSeq and is a predicted model, not a curated record.